Molecule: messenger RNA, 2729 nt
Organism: Halichondria panicea
Lineage: Eukaryota; Metazoa; Porifera; Demospongiae; Suberitida; Halichondriidae
Exons: 6
Coding region: 164-2506 (780 amino acids)
Molecular function (GO): zinc ion binding; DNA binding; protein binding
Source: RefSeq, a predicted model, not a curated record
CCUUUGUGCACAUGCGUGUUGGAGCAAUCGCCGUUUACGCUCAAAAAGGCUUGGCUUUUUCUAAACCGAAGAAAGCGAAGCUCUUUAGGCCCUAAAGGAGCUUGUAGAUUGUCUUGACGUCUCUACCUUUCCACUCAACAAAGUCAUUAUUAUACAUGGUACAAUGUCGUCAAGUAGUCUCCCACCUGAGAUUUUUGAGCACAGCUAUGCCAUCCCCAAAACGGCAGAGGAGAGCUCGAGCACCUCUGAUAACAGUAGCACCAAGACUGAUAACAGUAACAGCAAGAUGUCAUCUGCCUCCCCCAGCGAAGCAGACGAUAUCACCAAGCCUCGAGCUCGGCUCCCCCCAGAAAGACACAUCGAUUCGUACGUCUCCUCCACACCCAAAUCCUCCACACUAAAAUCCUCCACACCCAAAUCCACACCCAAAUCCACUCCUGAAAACGUACUCAAGCGUUUGUCGACUUCAACAAGUCGCAGGACGAAAAUGAUCGGGAGAAGCUUUGCGUCUCCAGCUAUUCUCAAGAUGAGGGUAUCCGCUUGUGGUACUUGUGAGGGAUGUGUGAGGGACGACUGUGGGAAAUGUGUCUUCUGUAAGGACAAGGUCAAGUUUGGAGGACCUGGCAAGAAGAAGCAGAGAUGCCUCUUGAGGUCAUGCGUAAAUAUGCCGAUGAAAAAAGGAGCGGCUGGAAAAUUGGUGACAAUGGUAUCUGACACUUUAUCCAAACCUCCUCCUUCACCACCCACCGACAAGCUUGUCGACUGUGGCACGUGUGUCAACUGUCAGGACAAGGUAAAGUUUGGAGGUAGCCACACAAAGAAACAGAAAUGUUUGCUGAAAUUGUUCACGCCAGAGAAGAAAGCAACAGCUGGCGAAUCGGUGGUGACACCCAAUGCAAAACUGGAUGCAAAACCAGCUGCAAAAUCGGAUCCAAAACCAGCUGCAAAAUCGGAUGCAACACCAGCUGCAAAGUCGGAUCCAAAACCAGCUGCAAAAUCGGAUGCAACACCAGCUGCAAAAUCGGAUGUAAAACCAGCCGCAAAAUCGGAUGCAAAACCAGCCGCAAAAUCGGGUGCAACACCAGCUGCAAAACCAACAGCAAAACUGGAUGAAAAACCAACCCCAAAACUAGCCGUAAAACCAGCUGCAAAACUAACCCCAAAACUAGCCGUAAAACCAGCUGCAAAACCAACCCCAAAACUAGCUGCAAAACCAGCUACAUCAUCUCCCUCAAAACUCAUUGAACUUUUUUUGAAGCCCACCAUCCUGACCAAACCUUCCAAAAGCACAGUCCCAGAACAAACUUCCUCUCCUUCAGUGACGACCCUGUUAUCUGGUGAUCCACCUCCAACAACUGUCACUCAAGCCAUCACCAACAUGGCCAAACAGUUUGUCGAAUCUCUUAUCCCCACUGCUGAAGCCAUGUCAAACAGCAAACCAAAGGACGAUACAGGAAAAGAUUCUGAGGUCAAGUCUAGUGUGCCCGCUUCUCUGAGCAAAUCAUCUGAAGUGGCGAGUUUGAGCUCCAAUGUGAUAAAACAACCCUCUCUUGGAUUCCUGACAAGCGGCCUGAAGAUGAAAUGUGAGCACUGUAACCGAGAAAGAUUUCUCAGCGUGGCUAGGACAGAAAGAUUCUGCACUCAGCGAUGUGUUGUGAAUUGGUUGGAAGACAAUCCAGACAAAACUCCGAAGGAUGCCGUGGGAGACAGUGAUGUCCUUCUCUCCUCUUUGCCUUCUCUCAUAUCUCGUGCCAAAUCCACUGACAUCAAGGAUUCUAAGUCUGUUCCUAGGGCUCUUAGGAACCUCCAAAUUGACAUGGCUUCUCCUGGAACCACGCUACACAUUUCCUCCAGCUCUGAUUCUGCCGAAGAUUUUGAAGACUCUGACUCUGAAGACGAAGACGAAGACGUAGAAGAAUAUAAACCAGAUAAACCAGAUAUUGUGUCCAAUUCGAAGAAGACUUACUCCACUCAACCAGCCACUAUUGCUGCCAAGAGAUCAGUGGUCCCUCCGCAGCCACCUGCCAUCAAGAAGGUCAAAAUGGCUAGCAAGGCUCGUUCAGUCUCACCCAACCAAAAUUCUAAGAGUGUGAAAUUCAACCUUGGAUCAACGUCCAUAUCGACUUUGCGAAUACCACCCUCUGUUUCUACCUCCCAAAGCUCCUCCGCUCCUGGCUCCAUCUCAAUCGUCCCUCUAGACAUGCUGUCUGCAUUUGUGAAAGAUCAGCAGAAAACAUUCACACACAGUGCUCCCAUAACCCCUGUGGAGGUCAAAGUCCCAAAAGGGAUGUCACGGUCAGUCAAGGACUGGACUGUUGACGAUGUGUGUGCAUACUUUAAAGCCACGAAGGAAUGCUCUGACUUUGAGACUGUCUUCAGGAAGCAGGAAAUGGAUGGAUUUUCCCUGCUCAGGCUGACAGACCAGAUGAUGUGCCAUUGCCUGGGACUUCCCUUGGGCAGAGUGGUCAAAGUUAUGGCACAUGUGGAGGAACUGCGAAAGCUAUAGCUUCAAACGUACUGUUAUAAACAACACAAAAUAUAGGUGUAAAUUAUAUGUAUACACUAAAUGUUCAUUUUAUUUACGUUAACCCUUUUUCUUACACCCACAUGGAGCUUACAUAAUUAGCUAUAGGUUUCGUACAUACAAUACUUAUAGCCGUCACCAUUUUUGACUUGUAUAUAUAGAUCAAUUUGAUAUGAUUAUAUGCAUGAAAUUUUAAAUUCCAGAA